Molecule: messenger RNA, 2513 nt
Organism: Sitophilus oryzae (rice weevil)
Lineage: Eukaryota; Metazoa; Arthropoda; Insecta; Coleoptera; Curculionidae
Product: ecto-NOX disulfide-thiol exchanger 2
Exons: 9
Coding region: 422-2437 (671 amino acids)
Biological process (GO): ultradian rhythm
Cellular component (GO): plasma membrane; external side of plasma membrane
Molecular function (GO): protein-disulfide reductase activity; RNA binding
Source: RefSeq, a predicted model, not a curated record
AUUAAAAUUAUCAAUUUGGCUGCGGUUGACCCUGGGUUGACCCAAGGGUUGACCCAACGGUUGACCUUUGCGCCAGCUCAGUUUGCAGUUUGCCCUUUUUGCUUUUUGUAAGUUUUCCAUUCUGGACUCUGGACAUUUUUCUCUAUUUAUCUAUACUUGUCUAUACCUGUUCUGUGGUCUAUACUUACUAUACUUGUGUAGAUAUUCCCUGAUAUUCCAAACCUGUGUUCCAAACUUGAUUCCAAGCAGCAAACAUAAUCAAUAAUCAGUUUUGUCUGUGUUUGUCUGAUUGUAAACAAAAUACACAAGAACAUAGAAUGUCCAUAUAUGAAGUUAAAUAGUUUUAAUAUCGGUAAAUACAACGUUUCGGAUGAGUUUAGUUUUAUACAUAGAAGAUAAGUGUAUUAAUUAUUGAUUCAAAAUGCAACAUAACAAAGUUAACACUGUUGACAUUUUGGGUUCUCAUGCCUUUGGGUCCACUUCUCAUCAUGAUAGUGAAAUAAAUAUGAGUGGUUCAGGUUCUAUAUCCAGGGAACAUAGCGAAGAACGACGUUUUAGAGAGGUUGAAAGGAUAGUUUUAACUGAAAAAGAUCGCAGGGAACCUGAAAUAUCUCUAUCCCUAUCCUUAAAUGAUUCUGAUUCUAAUAUGUCUGGAUCACAGGAGGUGCUCCAGAUAAAUAAUGCAGAUCCUAACAUGUAUAUGAUGGGUAGUAUGGAUAGUGUAAUGAUGAAUAUGUUCAUGAAUCCUAUUAUGGGUAUGAACAAUUAUAUUGUGCCACCGAUGAUUACAUCAAAUGAUUCUUCAAUAAUACUAAAUAGCGCAAAGGAAAUUAUUCAUUGUAAAUCAUGUACUUUGUUUCCUCCUAAUCCACAUGCACCUGCCCCAACAACUCGCGAACGCCCUCAAGGUUGUAGAACAGUUUUUGUUGGAGGUUUACCAGAAAAAAUAUGUGAAGAAAUUUUACAUGAAAUAUUUGAAAGAUGUGGCGAAAUAUCAACCUUAAGAUUAAGUAAGAAGAAUUUCUGCCACAUAAGAUUUGUUUUUGAAGCAUCAGUAGAUGCUGCUAUAUUUUUGUCAGGUUAUCGAGUAAGAAUUGGUUCAAAUAUUGAUGCAGGAAAUACAGGAAGAUUGCACGUUGAUUAUGCACAAGCUAGAGAUGACCAAUAUGAAUGGGAAUGUAGACAAAGACAGUUACAAAGAGAACAAAGACACAGGGAAAGAAUGGAAGAAGAGAGAUUGAAGAGAUCUUCACCUCCGCCUGUAAUACAUUACACAGAUCAUGAGGCUAGCAAUGUGGCUGAAAAAAUUAAGCAAGAUGACACAUUUACCAAAGCAGUUCAGAUUGUUAUUACAUGGUUAGAAAGGGGAGAUUGCAACAAGAAAAAUGCCAAUAACUUUUACUCAAUGAUUCAAUCAACAAAUUCCCAUAUUAGACGGUUAUUAAAUGAGAAAUCUCAUUAUGAAGAAGAACUGAAAAAAGCCAAAGACUUACUUAGAGGUAGAAUGCAGGGCAUACUACUGCAAUUCAGUCACAUUGAGAGAUUAUUCACGGCGGCUCACCACAAGAAGGUUUGGGACCAUUUCACUAAAGCGCAGAGAAAGAAUAUCGAAGCUUGGAACAAGCAGUCGUUGGAAAUAAAGAAUUACCAACUGGAAGAUCUGCAUGAAAAACAGACAGAUGACGAUGAAAUGGAGGUGUCUGACGACGACGAACCGGUUAAGAAAAAAUCUCGGGAUGUUUCAACUGACGAACGCAACAAGUUAAAAGACGAAAAUGACAGUCUGAAGUGCCAAGUAGAAGCCUAUAAGAAUGAGGUUGAAGUUCUUAAAAUGGAUUACAAAAAAGACUUAGAAGAUAAAGAAAAACAAUUCAAGAUGCUCCAACAAACACUUCAAGGUAUGCAACAGCAACUCAUGGAUGCCAAAAAGAAACAACUUGAAGAAGAGCAAAAAGUAAAAGAGUUGGAAUCCAAACUGAAACCGAAUAAAUCUGCUAAAAUGUCAGAUAAAUCUGCUAAACUAUCAGAUAGAUCUGCUAAAUUAACAGGUAAAUCUGCUAAAAUAUCCGAGGUUAUCACACUUGAUGACGAUGACUUUGAACAAUCAGAUAUCGACAGUGUAUCUGAACUUGCCAGUCAGGCAGACACUAAUAUUAUGUCAGAUUGCGACGCUAAACUCGUUGGUAUUAUAUCGACUUUUCUUAAUGUGCACCCUUUUGGUGCUAGUUUAGAUUACAUUUGGUCAUAUGUCAGUAAAGUUGAGCCUAAUCUGAGACCUUCAGAUAUUGAAUCUCUAAUGACUCGUUUUCCGGCAGUAUUUAAACAGGAAUUAGCCGGAAUAGGUGCAAAUAUCGAAAGGAAAUGGAUCUUUAACGCUUUUAAUAUGGCACCUAAAAUAAGUAGUUCAAGUAGAUCAAGCGAAAUUAUGACUAAGUAGAUUUAAGUAGAUGUUAUUUUAUAUAUACAAAAAUUUGUAUAGAGUUUAUGAAUGAAUAAAGCAUAUCUGCUUAUUC